UACCUCUCUUCUUCCUCAAUCACCUUAUCUCUCUCAAUCACCAUUGAUGAUUCACAGUUAGGUUUCUCUUUUUAACAUGGUAUCAGAGCUUUGGUAAACGAUUAAGACCUAGCUGAUGAAUUCAACCAUGGAAGAACACAUUGGAGAAGAAAGGUGAAGAAGCACACAGUUCGUCGACUUCAACGUGCAAUUUCUAAAUCUCACAAAUCGGAGAUUCUCGUGAUCUGCAGCUGGUUAAUUUUGUGCUUUACAUCAUCGAUUGUUCUGUUUCACAAUCGAAUUGGAACAAUUUUGCAUUCAGUCAUUCAAUUAGUUGAAAAUUGAAGAUGGCGAAUGGAAUUCAAAGUUCGCCCUCAUCGAACAAUGAACAGACUGAACAAUUCACGGACAUUCAUCCCAAGAGUCCUCUAUAUCUCCAUCCAUCAGAUAAUCCAGGACCUUUGCACUGGAAAGGUGUUGGGGAUUGGUAAGGAGAAGGAAGGUCUUUACUUGCUUCCAUCUACCAAGCAACCUGCAUUUGUCACAACAUUAGGUUCAACCUCACGUCAAUGCUUCUCUUCAUCCACUCAAGCUCAUCCCUCUAUCUGGCAUAUGAGAUUUGGGCAUGCCCCAGUUGCAGUACUGCAGAAGAUCACGACCUUGCAACCUCUUUUACAGAAUAAGACAUUCUCCCCUUGUACAGUUUGUCCUCUUGCAAGACAGACCAGAUUUCCAUUCCCCACUAGUACUUCUAAAACUACCUGUAUUUUUGAACUUCUACAUAUGGAUGUUUGGGGCUCAUAUAAACAAUGUACUUACAAUGGUCACAAGUACUUUCUCACAAUAGUUGAUGAUUAAUCUAUAAUGUCUUGGUUGUUUCUUUUGAGACUAAAGAGUGAUGCCAUUGUUUGUAUAAAAAACUUUCUAACUCUCAUUAAAACUCAGUUUUCUGCAUGUGUCAAAGUUGUUAGAUCAGAUAAUGGUCUUGAAUUCUUCAAUUCUCAAUGUAA
Messenger RNA from Lycium ferocissimum, 989 nucleotides. RefSeq lists its product as uncharacterized. The transcript has 2 exons. The record is from RefSeq and is a predicted model, not a curated record. The coding region runs from base 334 to 837 and encodes 167 amino acids. NCBI's taxonomy places the organism in Eukaryota, Viridiplantae, Streptophyta, Magnoliopsida, Solanales, Solanaceae.